UCCAAAUAGUAGAUGAAAGUAACGUAUAUAAAAAACGAAGAAGAUUUAUAUCAAAUGUAUGCGCCCGCCUGAAAGCAAAACAAAUUUCAUUUGAAUCUAUUACAGUGAUAAAUUACUUAUAAUGCCUAAUUGGAAUCAAAUUCAGUCCCAAUUAAGGCAUCCUGCUAAUCCUGUAGUGUUUUUUGAUGUAUCAGUAGGAACUACAGAAAUUGGUCGAAUGAUAUUUGAACUAUUUGCAGACAUCGUUCCAAAAACGAGUGAAAACUUUAGACAAUUUUGCACUGGAGAAUUUCGCAAAGACGCUGUGCCACUUGGGUUUAAAGGAGCUAGUUUCCACCGUGUAAUUAAAGAUUUCAUGAUUCAAGGAGGAGAUUUUGUAAAUGGAGACGGAACUGGUGUAAUGAGUAUAUAUGGUGGAGGUACAUUUGCCGACGAAAACUUCACUUUAAAACAUGAUACGCCGGGUUUACUGUCAAUGGCUAAUAGUGGUAAAGACACAAAUGGAUGCCAGUUUUUCAUAACGUGUGCCAAAUGUAACUUUUUAGAUGGUAAGCAUGUUGUUUUUGGGAGAGUUAUUGAUGGUCUCCUAGUUAUGAGAAAGAUAGAAAAUGUUCCAACGGGACCUAAUAACAAACCAAAAAUACCAGUGACUAUUAUUCAGUGUGGUCAGAUGUGAAUUUAUACAGUGUGGAUAAAGAAAUAAUUUUAAAUGUAAUAAACAUUUAUUUUAUAGAAUUAAAUCAGUACUUUUUCAA
This is a messenger RNA of Diorhabda carinulata, 755 nucleotides long. RefSeq names its product peptidyl-prolyl cis-trans isomerase H. The coding region runs from base 122 to 676 and encodes 184 amino acids. Gene Ontology annotation, cellular component: intracellular membrane-bounded organelle. The record is from RefSeq and is a predicted model, not a curated record. Gene Ontology annotation, molecular function: peptidyl-prolyl cis-trans isomerase activity. NCBI's taxonomy places the organism in Eukaryota, Metazoa, Arthropoda, Insecta, Coleoptera, Chrysomelidae. Gene Ontology annotation, biological process: protein folding; protein peptidyl-prolyl isomerization. The transcript has a single exon.